CUCACCUCUCACAGCGCUGCUACGUCACCACGGGCCUCCGCUGGGACCUGCCAUGAAACCAAACCUGAAACAAUGGAAACAACUCAUGCUCUUUGGGAUAUUUGCUUGGGGACUCCUCUUUUUGGUCAUUUUCAUCUACUUCACCGACAGCGAGCCUGCAGACCCGGCGCCCAGUUCCUUCUCCUUCCUGGAAGCCCGCAGGCUGCUGCCCGUCCAGGGGAAGCGGAGGGCCAUCAUGGGAGCCAUCCACGAAGCCGCCUUUGCCCACGGCCUGGACCUGGGGGACCCCUUGAACGUGGGGCCCAGCCACCUGCAGAGGUGGGCCCCCCGGAGAGACGCGUUGGAAAAUGAAGAGGAGUAUUUUACAUCCCAGAUCGGGAGAAAAUCCCAAAGUGCUUUCGACCAGGGGCUGGACGAUGACUUUUUCGCUGCUGAUCAGCCAGGGGUGGCCGGCCACCCUCGGGAGGUGCUGCCGUUCACUGGGGCUUUGCCCGCGCGCCACGCCCAGAGGCUGCGAAUGAAGAGAAGGCGCUGGAAACAGAAGAGGAGUCCGGAGUUCGAGGACUGGGACAGGCUGUAUUCCACCAUGUCCAGGGCGUUUCUUUACCGGCUCUGGAAGGGCAAUGUCUCCUCUAAAAUGCUGACCCCUCGCCUGCAGAAGGCGAUGAGGGACUAUCUCAAUACCAACAAGCACGGCGUGCGCUUCCGAGGCAAGCGUGAGGCCAGGCUGAGCGGGCACCAGCUGCUGUGCGAGCUGAGGCGCAGGGUGCGCGUGCGGACGCUGGAUGGCAAGGAGGCGCCCUUCUCGGCGCUGGGCUGGGAGAAGCACGUGCCAGCCGUGCCCCUGAGCCAGCUGCACCCCCGCGGCCUGAGGACCUGUGCCGUGGUCAUGUCCGCCGGGGCCAUCCUCAACUCCUCCUUGGGCGAAGAAAUAGAUUCUCAUGAUGCAGUUUUGAGGUUUAACUCUGCUCCUACACGUGGUUAUGAGAAAGAUGUUGGAAACAAAACCACCCUGCGCAUCAUCAAUUCCCAGAUUCUGACCAACCCCAGCCAUCACUUUAUUGACAGCUCAUUGUAUAAAGAUGUCAUUUUAGUGGCGUGGGACCCUGCUCCUUAUUCUGCCAACCUCAACCUUUGGUAUAAGAAGCCAGACUACAACCUGUUCACUCCAUAUAUUCAGCAUCGCCAGAGAAACCCAAACCAGCCAUUUUACAUUCUUCAUCCUAAAUUCAUCUGGCAGCUCUGGGACAUUAUCCAGGAGAACACCAAGGAAAAGAUUCAGCCUAACCCACCGUCUUCUGGUUUCAUUGGAAUCCUCAUCAUGAUGUCCAUGUGCAGAGAGGUGCACGUGUACGAGUACAUCCCAUCCGUCCGGCAGACAGAACUCUGUCACUACCACGAGCUGUACUACGAUGCGGCCUGCACACUUGGGGCCUACCACCCCCUGCUCUACGAGAAGCUCCUGGUGCAGCGCAUGAACACCGGCGUCCAGGAGGAUCUGCAUCGGAAGGGGAAGGUGACCCUGCCAGGGCUCUGGGCGGUCAGCUGCCCCGCACCCAACUCUGCUCCCCACUCUUAGCAAGGAAUCCGGGGGAGUCAAUGUGCAAUAAGGUACUGCUGUGUACUCUGUGUCCCAACAGAGUACUUGAAGAUUGAUUGUAGACAAUGGAGUCUUGGGACUUUGAACUGUCAGUUAGUGGUGGCCAUAAGAAUUCUUCUAUUCUGAAGCCAUUAACUAUUUAUUACUGAUUUGAAUAUCAAAGCAGGAUUUUUUAAAAAACAGAAGCUGC
Messenger RNA from Echinops telfairi (small Madagascar hedgehog), 1790 nucleotides. It is a transcript of the gene ST6GAL2, whose product is annotated as ST6 beta-galactoside alpha-2,6-sialyltransferase 2. The record is from RefSeq and is a predicted model, not a curated record. Gene Ontology annotation, molecular function: sialyltransferase activity. Gene Ontology annotation, biological process: carbohydrate metabolic process. Lineage: Eukaryota; Metazoa; Chordata; Mammalia; Afrosoricida; Tenrecidae. The transcript is spliced from 5 exons. The coding region runs from base 53 to 1579 and encodes 508 amino acids.